GGGGGUGUGGUCGGUCAUAGACUCCAGAAAACCUAUUAAAAUUUCAUUUGGAAAAGAAUCUGCCAAUUUUGCGGUGUGAUAUUUAGGUUGGAGAGAAGAAAAGAUGCCGUUGAAGGUGUUAGAGGCGACAGUGUCGAGUUUCGAUGUGGUUUUUGAGAAGUUCCGAUCAGAGGCUCCACAAAACAAGGCCAAUCUCAUCCUCUUCUUGGCGGACAAUGACCCGGCUACCUCUCUCAGCUGGUGCCCUGAUUGUGUGAGAGCAGAACCUGUGAUAUACAAGAAGCUGGAGGCUUCACCUGAUGACAUUGCACUAUUGAGAGCUUAUGUUGGAGAUAGACCAACAUGGAGGAAUCCCCAGCAUCCAUGGAGGGUGGAUCCUAGGUUCAAGCUCACUGGGGUGCCAACGUUGAUCCGUUGGGAGAACAACACAGUCAAAGGUCGCUUGGAGGAUCAUGAAGCUCACCUUGAAAACAAAAUCGAAGCUCUUGUUGCUGACAAGUGACAAAUGAUUGCCAGUGCAAUGUCAUAGUUGGUAUACAUAUAGUUUAAAUAAUGUAUGCUGUACUCUUAUCAGCAAUUUGUCCCUCUCAUGCUUAUAAUUUUGCUGCUGAAACAUAAAAUAAAUGAUGAGUACCAAUGGUGACAAGGGAAGUCUAUAAAUCAAUGGUUGGUCUUACAUUGUGCUUUUUUGUUUGUUUGUGGUUUUGGACAUCAUAUUUACUCUCUAAUCCUAGAUAAUGUUCAGCUUGCUGUGUAUGUAACCGAAGUCAACUUGAAUUUUGCAACAGAUACCAAUGUGGUUGUGGUGUUUCUGCAGACUGAAAAAUAGUUUCACUGAAUUUUGAUUCAGAAUUUAUA
This is a messenger RNA of Glycine soja, 858 nucleotides long. RefSeq names its product thioredoxin-like protein Clot. The transcript is spliced from 2 exons. The record is from RefSeq and is a predicted model, not a curated record. Gene Ontology annotation, molecular function: protein-disulfide reductase [NAD(P)H] activity. The coding region runs from base 104 to 502 and encodes 132 amino acids. NCBI's taxonomy places the organism in Eukaryota, Viridiplantae, Streptophyta, Magnoliopsida, Fabales, Fabaceae. Gene Ontology annotation, cellular component: cytosol.